UGACGACCCCAAACCAUGCGGUGGCGCACCAAUCAUCAACUGAAGAAUUCGAAAAACACGGAAGUUACCUCGAAAGCGCCAAAAAUCGAAAUACCAGACGUGAAAUAGUUAGCUACUUGUUUGCUCUGUAGUCAACAACACAAUAUCAGGAACAAUGACGGAGAACACUUUCCCCGUGUAUAAAGUGGACGCCAUCGUAACCUUUUUCCGCACUGAGGUCCUUACCGGGCAGGAGGCAAAACAUUUCACUAAGAACGACCUUGCCCCGAGCCCAAAGCCAGAUGCAGUACAGAGACUGUACAUGAGAAUACUGCAACUCCUGUACCGCUUCAAGCCUGAGUGUCAUUACAUGGUCCCAUUCUCUGAAAACAUCCAGCACCCCCAGCUCCAUGAGUGGCCCACUGCUGUCAUGAGUGUCUACCUGAGGAUGCGUCAGUUCCUGCGGAUGUGCUAUGUGUAUGACUUCUCACUGAACGACCUGCUGGCUCCCAAGGUGAAGAGGACGGUGACCAUCCUGAGUGGCAUCAUGAACUACCUUCACUUCAGGAAGCAGAGGCUUGAUAUGACUAUGGGACACCAGGAGAGAUUUAGAGAAGACAUGGACAAGCUUCAGGCUUACUCACGAGGAACUAAAGACGCUCAGAAGAAAAUGGACAAGCUGACUACCAUCCCCCCAGAGCAGCAGGCUGAAGCGAGGGAAUUGGACUCUGCUCUGUCUGACCUGCAGACCAACACCAUGCACCAAUACCAGGAAGUGAAUGCUAUCAAUGAGAAUAUUGCAGAGUGGAAAACGGAGAUGGCAGAGAAGUCCCAAAAAUUGACCCAGUUGAAGGUUGAUGUGGCCACUCUAAAGGAGAACAUUGGUAAGCUAAAGUCUCAGAUCGUUGAGUCUCCUGAAGAGAUGAAGAUUCAGAUGGAGAAGAUGAAGGAAAAUGUGAAGAACAUCAAGCUGGCCAUCGAGACGGCAGACGAGCGUCUGGUAGGGCUGCAGAGUAAUGUCCAGGGUGUGACUCACAGCGAGGCUGACAUCCAGCUGAUAUUUAAACUACUGCAGGACCUCCAGAGCUCCAUGAACAAGACCCAACAGCACCAGGAAGAGGCCCAGGCUCUGGUGUGUGUGUAUGAGGCACAGCAGAAGGAACUGAAGAACCAUAGUGUGGAGGAGGGCCAGCUGAAGAGAUCUUUAGGGAUGAAGAUGGACAAGGAGUCCAAACAACAUAUGCGACGACAGAAGAAGAAGGAGAUUAAGGAUCAAUACAUUGAGGAUGUACUGGGUCAGUGUGACAAUGUUCACCAGAAGAGGGAGCAGAUAGCGGACCAGAUCCAGGAGAGAGACAGAGAUUCUCAACACCUCCGCAGUCAGAUGACCAACCUGAGGGACACCUGCAGUCAGGAGACUGAGAAAGCACAGGACCUGUUUGAUCGUCUGCUGGCAGCUCUGGAUCACUUCCAUAAACGCAUACAGAACCACGUCGUCGAAGGCAACAACGACAUCGUCAAGAUGACUGCUAACUUCUGACCCAGUGUAGUUGACUUCUCCACAUCUCUGUCAUUAGUUUAGCUCUGCUAACUUCUAACCCAGUGUAGUUGACUUCUCCACAUCUCUGUCAUUAGUUUAGCUCAGCUAACUUCUAACCCAGUGUAGUUGACUUCUCCACAUCUCUGUCAUUAGUUUAGCUCUGCUAACUUCUAACCCAGUGUAGUUGACUUCUCCACAUCUCUGUCAUUAGUUUAGCUCAGCUAACUUCUAACCCAGUGUAGUUGACUUCUCCACAUCCCUGUCAUUAGUUUAGCUCUGCUAACUUCUGACCCAGUGUAGUUGACUUCUCCACAUCUGUCAUUAGUUUAGCUCAGCUAACUUCUAACCCAGUGUAGUUGACUUCUCCACAUCUCUGUCAUUAGUUUAGCUCAGCUAACUUCUGACCCAGUGUAGUUGACUUCUCCACAUCUGUCAUUAGUUUAGCUAUGCUAACUUCUAACCCAGUGUAGUUGACUCCUCUCCAUGUCUUAUUUUGGUAACAUACAAACAUGCAACUUUUAUUUGUGAAUAAAAAUAUCUAUUCUCACUCUG
Messenger RNA from Oncorhynchus mykiss (rainbow trout), 2071 nucleotides. NCBI's taxonomy places the organism in Eukaryota, Metazoa, Chordata, Actinopteri, Salmoniformes, Salmonidae. The record is from RefSeq and is a predicted model, not a curated record.